AUCUAAUUACUGUUCUUUGCAAAAGUUACAAUCUUUUUUAAUUUUUGGGCCUAUGUUUGCGUGGAAUUCAAUUCCUUUCGUUUGGUUUCUCCUUUUCUGGCUUACUUUUAUCUUUUUUCACACUUCCACUAGAAUGUUCCUUUGAACCUGCCAAGAAGAAUUCCCCACUUAUGUUUUGAUUUUUUCCCUUUUUCUUUUUUCCUUUUGUAAUUUCCCCUAAUCUGUAUACUUCUGUGGAAUGAUGAUGGUGGGGAUAUGGGUACCUCUAGUGUCUUCUCACUGAAUUUGAUCCUUUAUCUGCUCUAUAUUCAUCAGAUUCCUUCAACUUGUGCUGAUUCUUUUAACUAUUUGGAAUGCCUACACACCAGCUGCCGUAUUCAUAUAGCGGACUUGAACUUGUUUGGGAUUGAGGCAUAGUUAUUGUUGUCGCAUACCAGUAACAACAAUUUUGUUAUGGGCUGGCUUGAAAAGAUAUUUGGAGGUUCCUCACACAAGAUCUCUGGCGGACAAUAUCAUGGGGGGUAUGAGGGUGGGCAAUAUCACGGGGGCUACGAUGGAGGGCAAUAUCAUGGAGGAUACGAGGAUAGUACAAUUUGGGAUGGACCAACUACUUCAGUGGAUGCAUUAUCAGAUUUUGAUAAAGAAGAAAUUGAUUGUGCCAUUGCACUUUCUCUAGCAGAAGAGGAUCAGAAAGGAAAAAAAGUAAUCGCAGAAGAGGAUCAGAAAGCGAAAAAAGAAAUCGCAGAAGAGGAUCAGAAAGCGAAAAAAGUAAUCGAGAGUGAACCCAACUUGGAGGAAGACAAGGCGCUCGCCAAGGCCCUUCAGGAAAGUUUGAAUAUGGAGCCGCCUCCACCAUCACCACCUCGAUAUGAUUAUGGAAGUCUCUUUCCACCACUCUCAUACUCAUUUCCAUAUGGGUAUAGGGUUUGUGCCGGUUGCAAUGCUGAAAUUGGUCAUGGAAGAUAUUUAAGUUGCAUGGGAGCUGUUUGGCAUCCAGAGUGUUUCCGUUGUCAAGCUUGCAAUCAACCAAUUUCUGACUAUGAGUUUUCGAUGUCAGAUAACCGUCCUUACCAUAAAUCAUGCUACAAAGAACAGCAUCACCCAAAAUGUGAUGUUUGCAAGAACUUUAUUCCAACAAAUUCGGCUGGUCUAAUUGAAUAUAGGGCUCAUCCUUUCUGGCUUCAGAAGUAUUGCCCAUCACAUGAAAAUGAUGGGACACCUCGUUGCUGCAGUUGUGAGAGAAUGGAGCCCGUAGAUGCCAGAUAUCUGAUACUUGAUGAUGGUAGGAAGCUGUGUCUAGAGUGCUGUGACUCUGCGAUAAUGGACACUCAUGAAUGUCAACCCCUUUAUCUCGAGAUACAAGAAUUUUAUGAAGGUUUAAAUAUGAAAGUUGAGCAGCAAAUUCCUUUGCUUCUAGUUGAAAGACAAGCAUUAAAUGAAGCUAUGGAAGGAGAAAAGCAUGGUCAUCAUCACAUGCCUGAGACUCGAGGACUCUGCCUGUCUGAAGAACAGACCAUUAGCACUAUUUCAAGGCGGCCAAGGAUUGGUGGUUAUCGGAUUUUGGAUAUGUUUACAGAACCUUACAGGUUAAUUCGACGAUGUGAAGUGACAGCUAUUCUGAUCUUGUACGGUCUUCCUAGGUUGUUGACUGGUUCAAUUUUGGCUCAUGAAAUGAUGCAUGCAUGGUUGAGACUUAAAGGUUAUCCGAGGUUAAGUCCAGAAGUUGAAGAAGGUAUAUGCCAAGUAUUAGCUCACAUGUGGUUGGACUCUGAAAUUAUAGCUGGUUCUGGUAGUAGUUCAACUUCUGCAUCUUCAUCUGCAUCCUCGUCGUCCUCUUCGUCACCAUCUACUUCAUCAAAGAAAGGGAAACGAUCAGACUUCGAGAAGAAACUGGGUGAUUUUUUCAAGCACCAGAUUGAAUCAGAUACCUCAGCAGCUUAUGGGGAUGGAUUCAGGGAAGGUAAUAAGGCAGUGCUCAAGUACGGUCUCAAGACGACACUUGAUCAUAUGCGGCUUACAGGAACCUUCCCGUGUUAAAAUUUUCAGUCAUGCUGAGUGUUUCCACGUCAAAUGGGAUAUUCAAAAUAAACCUUCUAUAGUCUAUACUAGUUUGGUAGGACCAAAUAGCACAUACGAUUAUAAUCAUAUCACAACAAUGAAAAGCUAAAGAGUAAAUGCAGCAAUAAGAUGCUGAUACGUUUAAUAUCACGCUUGUCUACUUCAAGAUUGUAUACCUGUUCAUAUAAAGGAAACCCAUAAAAAGUGAUGCACAAGUAUAUACCUUUCUUCUCGUUC
Lycium barbarum (goji berry) is the source of this 2295-nucleotide messenger RNA. RefSeq names its product protein DA1-related 1. The coding region runs from base 454 to 2037 and encodes 527 amino acids. Gene Ontology annotation, molecular function: ubiquitin binding. Lineage: Eukaryota; Viridiplantae; Streptophyta; Magnoliopsida; Solanales; Solanaceae. The transcript has 14 exons. The record is from RefSeq and is a predicted model, not a curated record.